GAUUCGUGGCAAACAGUCAGGCGGUGGAUGUUCCACACUUGGUCGUCGGGGUCGAGCCGUUGCUCCUGGUCGCGCGGCUCACCGAUUCUCGGCCGGAGCCUGUCAAGGUGGUCAGCGACAUGGCACUUGAUCUGGCCAUCGCACAGCUGAACGGCGCGGCGCUCGCGGCAGCGCCUGUCCCGCCGGCGCGCGUCGAGGCGAUGGCGCAACCGAUCGCGCUGUUCAGAGAUGCGUUGUUGACGCCCGCCGCGGCGGUCGGCGACGCGCUGCUCAGCGUAGACGCGCACGCAAUCGGGGAGGCACUCGCCUCACUCGCGGUCGCCAGGGUCGAGCUGUUGCCCCCAGGCGCGUUGCUCACCGAUUCGCGGCUGGCGCCUGUCACGGCGGGCAUCGCCGCGAUGCGAACGGUCGCAUGCGCCUCAUUCGCGGGCAUCAUAGUCGAGCUGAUGCUCUCGGGCAUGCCGCUCGACGCUGGGAUAUCGUUACCCGCGCGAGUGCACAGCCGCAAGGUACUCGAGGGAGAACUCGCCCCACUCGCGGCAGUCGCGCCGACGAGCGCAGAGGCGUUGGCCCCAGACGCGCUGCUCCAAGACGCAGCGAUUGUCGCACUGACUGACCGCCCCACUGCGCUUGACUCCGUCGCGCUGCUCAACGCGGCGGUGAUCGACUCACUCGCGCUGAAACCCGUCGCGCUGCUCAACGCCGCGCCGCUCGACUCCGUCGCGCUGCUCGGCGUCGAGGCGCUGGCCCCAGACGCGCUGCUCAAAGACGCAGUGCUCGUUGCACUCCUCAUCUCGCUGGUAGAUGCGAGGCAGUCGGCGCUGGACCCCACCCCGCUAAUCCGCGCCGCGGCGGUCGACCUCGCGGCGCUGCUCAACGUCGCGGGGCUCGACCCCGAUGCGCCGGGCCCCGUCGCGCCGCCGAACGCCGCGGCGCUCGACCCCCUCGCGCUGCUCGGCGUCGAAGCGCCAGUCCAGAAGCGCCGCUUACAGUCGCGACAGCCGGCGCCGGACCCCGUCGCGCUGCUCAACGCCGCGCCGCUCGAAUCCGCCGCGACGGACCCCGCCCCGCCGCUCGACGCGUCGGCGCCCGACCACGUCGCGCUGCUCAGCGUCGAAGCGCUGGCCCCAGAAGCGCCGCUCAAAGACUCGGCGCUCGUUGCGGCGCUCGCCCCACUCGCCCACGCCAGAGCGCCGGCGCUGGACCCCGCCCCGCCGCUCUACGUCGCGGCGCUCGACCCCGCCGGGCUGCCUAACGUCGCGGCGCUCGACUUCGCCGCGCUGGGCCCCGUCGCGCUGGCCCGCGCCGCGGCGCCCGACUCCGCCGCGCUGCUCAGCGACGAAGUGCCAGCCCCAGAAGCGCCGCUCAAAGACUCGGCGCUCGUUGCGGCGCUCGCCCCACUCGCCCGCGCGAGGGCGCCGGCGCUGGACCCCGCCCCGCUGCUCUACGUCGCGGCGCUCGACCCCGCCGGGGUGCCCAACGUCGCGGCGCUCGACUUCGCCGCGCCGGGCCCCGUCGCGCUGGCCCGCGCCGUGGCGCCCGACUCUGCCGCGCUGCUCAGCGACGAGGCGCGGGCCCCAAACGCGCUGCUCAGAGACUUGGCGCUCGUUGCGCCGCUCGUCUCAUUCGCAGACGCAAGGACGCCGGCGCUGGAUCUCGUCGCUCCGUUCAAAGACGCGGCGCUCGAGCCCGCCGCGGCGCCCGACUCCGCCGCGCCGCUCAGCGACGAGGCGCGGGCCCCAAACGCGCUGCUCAGAGACUUGGCGCUCGUUGCGCCGCUCGUCUCAUUCGCAGACGCAAGGACGCCGGCGCUGGAUCUCGUCGCUCCGUUCAAAGACGCGGCGCUCGAUCCCGCCGCGGCGCUCAACUCCGCCGCGCCAGGCCCCGUCGCGUCACUCCACGUCGCGGCGCUCGAUUUCGCUGCGCUGCUAAGCGCCGAGUUGCCGGCCCCAGACGCGCCGCUCCACGUCGCGGCGCCCGAUGCUCUGCCCGCCCUACUCGCAGGCGCGAAACUGCCGGCGCUGGGCCCCGUCGCGCUGCUCAACAUCGCGGCGCUCGGCGCCGUCGCGCCACUCAGCGUCGAGGCGCCGGCCCCGGGCGCGCCGACCGAAGAGGAGGCGCCCGUUGCACCGCUCGUCUCGCACGCAGAAGCGAGGCUGCCGGCGCCAGGCCCCGCCGCGACGAUCAGCGCCGCCAUGCUCGACUCCGUUGCGACGACCCCCGUCGAGCUGCUCAACGCGGCGGCGCCCGGCUCCGUCGCGCUGCCCCGCGUCGAGGCGCGGGCCCCAGAUGCGCUGCUCGAAGAGGUGGCGCUCGUUGCACAGCUCGUCUCACUCGCCGAUGCGAGGCAGCCGGCGCUGCGCCCCGUCGCGGCGACCAGCGUCGCAGCAUUCAAGUCCGUCGAGCUGCCGAACGUCGCGACGCUCGACUCCGUCGCGCCGGACCCUUUCACGCCACUCAACGUCGCGGCGUUCGACUCUGGCGCGCUGCUUUUUGUCGAGGUGCUGGUCGUGGACUCGCCGCUCAAAAACGCGGCGCUCUUGGCGCUGCUCGUCUCAGUCGCAGAUGCGAGGCCGUUCGCGCUGCUCAGCGGCGCGACACUCUGGGCCGCGCCCACCCCGCCCCCAGCGGGCCAACGCAGGGCGCGGAGGCCUGGGGGGCCAGGCGGGCGCCCAGACCAAUCAGGCCAGCCGGGGCGCCCGCGGCCCCCACGUCGCGCGACGCACGUCGCAGCACGGGUCGGGCUGAUCAGCGGCGCGCACCCAGCGCCUGGCGCGGCGCUCACCGUCGAGGCGCAGGCAGGAGCCAUGCAGCUCAGCGGCGCGGCAUUCGAAACAGCGCAGUUCGGCGGCGCGCUGCCAGCGUUCGCCGCGAUGGUCAGCGGCGCGCUGCUCGACGUCAGGAUGCUUGCACGCGUCGCACAGCUCCACGACGCGUCGCUCAAGGCAGCGCCCGUGCCGCCGGCGCACGCCAGGGACAAGCUGGCGCUCAUCGAAGCGCAGCUCCACGGUGCGCUGCUGGCACCCGUCGCGGUGGUAAGCGACGUAGUACACGAGGCGGUACUCGUCUCUCUCGUAGACGUUAAUGUCGAGCUGCUGCUCUUCGAAAUGCUGCUGCACGCGAUGCUAUUCUC
Messenger RNA from Prorocentrum cordatum, 3133 nucleotides. The record is from the annotation of a GenBank genome assembly. NCBI's taxonomy places the organism in Eukaryota, Dinophyceae, Prorocentrales, Prorocentraceae.